This is a messenger RNA of Cricetulus griseus (Chinese hamster), 3495 nucleotides long. The record is from RefSeq and is a predicted model, not a curated record. Lineage: Eukaryota; Metazoa; Chordata; Mammalia; Rodentia; Cricetidae.
AAUUGUUUGUUUUUUUUUUAAUUCAUAGACAAAGAUGGCUAAGGAAAGGUGUCAGAAAAAGUCCUUUCAAGAUAGUCUUGAAGACAUUAAGAAGCGAAUGAAAGAGAAAAGGAAUAAAAACUUGGCAGAGAUUGGCAAACGAAAGUCCUUUAUUGUUGCACCAUGCCAAGUACCCACUAACACUUCUACACUGCUGAAAACUUACCAAGAUAACAACAGGUUGUUAGUUUUGGCUUUGGAAAAUGAAAAGUCCAAAGUGAGAGAAGCCCAAGAUACCAUCCUACAGCUGAGAAGAGAAUGUUAUUACCUUGCAUGUCAGUUAUAUGCAGUCAAAAAGAAGCUAACUUCCCAACCAAGUGAAGAAACUGACCAGAACCAGAAAGGAUAUCUCGAAGAAGUGGUCUCCAGUAGUGACAACACCAUCAGCGACUUGUCUGUGAAGAGCUUACAGCAAACUGCUCCUGACGAAAAUGAUGAGCCAUUCCAAACCAAAGAACCAAGUCCUGUUCCUCCAGACACACUGGGGAGUGACUUUGAUUCAAGUAAAGUCAAGUCUACUGAUGAGACCUUACCUAGGACUGUGUCUUUCCAUUGCCACUUAAAGAAAGAUUUUAGUAAUGUAAGUCGCUCCACUGCUUUAAAGGAUUGUGAAGCCAGUUAUCAGGUGGGACAGUCUUUGGAAGUUAGAAGUGGGUGUAGAGACCCAACUAUAACUCUGUACAGACCUGAAAAUGUAGAACAAAAUGUUUGUCUGUGGAACAAGGAUCAAGUUAAUUUAUCCCCUAGACUGACUUGCCCAGGAAUGAAUGCAAAAACAAAAGAAAUCAUUUUAUUAUCUAAACCCGAACAAAUGAAAAGUAAGCAUAAACAUGCACAAAAAAGAAGAGCAGAGCAAAGAAGAGCCAACCAGAGAUGCAAAUCAAAACUCUCACUGAGGUGUAAGGGCAGCAAAGGCAAAGAUGAGCACACUGUACACCCCACAAAGUUGAGUGGGUCUACCGGUGCCGGUGACGCAUAUGAUUUUAAUCUGGAAGAGCGUGUUCACCUCACCCCUUUCCAACAAAAAGUAAGCAGUGGCUCCAGGGGAGAGAUCAACAGCAUCCACAGGGAAGGGGGUGCUUUUGAACUGAGUGCCUCUGAGGACGAUUCUGACGACUCCUACCUGCCUCCUUGUAAGCACCUGGAAGACCACACUAGAGAGUCAGACAGACCAGUCACCAGGUCUCGGCCUAAAAGAGGACUCAAGUACACGGAUGAAAAAGAUACAGAGAAGGCUCCACCAACCAGAACUCCUACUGAUAUCCCACCUGAGACUGAAGAAGAGUCACCUGGUUGUAGCCUGAAGGAUGUCACUAAUAUACUGAUGCAUCCUGUAGUGAAAAUUAGGAAACUUUCUCUGUCUCCGAGAAGGCAUGAAGACAGCCCAGCAGUGUCUCUGCCUAAGCGCAGGUGUACUGCCAUCACAAGCUAUAAAGAGCCAACACUUGCUUCGAAACUAAGAAGAGGGGACCCUUUCACAGACUUGUGUUUCUUGAAUUCUCCUAUUUUCAAGCAGAAAAAGGAUAUGAGACGUCGUAAAAGAAGUACAAAGCUAACACAGUAGCUCCUUUUAUUGGAUGCUGUCAAAGGUGAUCCUUCUUUUUUACCUAAUAGUCUGUGAGACAGUAUGUAAUGAGCAGCACCAAUCCUUAUCAGGAUGUCUCUUGAACCUAUACUUUGUAAUUGUGUGGAUUGCUACCAACACAUCUAAAAUUUCUCUGGCAUCUUUACUUUUUCCUUAAGCAGGGGAAUUGCAGAGUUGAAAAUUUAUAAAGAUAGGAUAUCUUUCAUAAAUCCUUGACAUCACAGUAAGAUGUAAGUUGCUGUGAGUCCCUUAUUCUGUUGUCAUAUUAAUUCUUUGGAUAAAAUAUAUAUAGAAUCAUGAUUAAGAGAAUUGAUGGGUUUGGUUCUGGGACAAGGUAACUGUUGUAAACUCUCAGUGUUUGUGAUAUCAUUCUUCAUUAGAAUGAUAACAUAUCGUGGAACCCAGGCUAGUCCUUCAUGUUGUCAAAUUUGUGAAUAGUAAGGGUUUCUGGUUUUGAUCUAAAUACAAAAUGUAAAUAGCCCAGGUCAGAAAGUUGAACCUCUACAGGUGUGUAUAUAUUUCUUUAAACUGAAGUGGUCCAUUUUUAAAGAACAAUCAUAUAAAGUCUGGCCAUACAUAGUGGUGACCAUUGUGUUUUUCUUCUACUCUUAACUGUCAGUAAUCUUGAUUACCUUCCUUCCUGGCCUUUACCACUCCCAGCUUAGUUGUAGCUUCUUCUGUCGUCUCUGUCAAUUUUCCCCUUCCCUUUCACAUUAGAUUUGUCUUAUCAACUUUUCUACCUGCAGCCUUCAGGCCCACAAUUAAGACAUUUCAAUUUGGGGCUCAUCAGUAGAACACUUGCCUCAUCUGGGCAAGACCCAGGAAUAAACCCUCCUGCAUGCAAUAGAUUUUUAAAUGUAUCAGGGGCCUUCUAGUAUCCAUUGCAGACUUUACCCCCAUCACCAUGGCUUCCUACAUUUCCCUUCAGUCACUUAGAGCUCUUCUCUGUCACUCUUGUUGUGCCUCCUACUUUCCCAUCACAGUCUUAUUUUUCCAGCCACUCUUUUUUUUUUUUUUUUUUCAGUGCUGAAGACAGAACCCGGGGCCCUGUGUGUGGUAGGAGCACAGCCAGUAGUCUACAGCAGCCCCUGUUUCUCUUUUGUAGUUGCCACGGUGCCUUGGGAGUGACUGUCUUAGCUAAGAACCUCGAGUGGCUGUGGUUACCACAGUGCAUCCUACAAAGAGGUGGACUGUAUCCUGGUCCAAAUUGAGCAAGCUGGCUUGUGGGCCAUGUUUUGUGCAAGCUUAGUUUUUGUGUAUUUAAGAAGUUGAAAAAAAAUAUUUGGAUUAAAUUUGCUAUUUGGCCUGCAGCCCCAGAUAUUUAUUUCCCGGUCCUUUUUCAAAAAAAAUUUGUCAUAGCCUGGCAUGAUGUGAUGGUGCAUGCCAGUAAUAUCAGCACUGUAGAGGCUGAGGCAGGAGGAUCUUGUUUUAGACCACUGUACUACAUGACCUCAAACAGCCCAAAAAUAUUUUUCUACUUCCUUCUGUAGACACCUGAUUGUUUACUUCAAAGAUCCGUGUGCCUCGUGUCAACCUUGAUCCUCUCUCUGUACUAGUCACUAUUCUUCCAAUUUUAGUUUGUGUGCUGCCAAAGCACACACCAAUCACUAUUGUCUUAAAACUGCUAUUAGACUUUGUCUUUCUCAUGUUUCUGUAUUCAUGGUGUAUUCAUUCUGUAUUCAUAGGCUGCUAAGGGUUUUGUGUCAACAUUUUUAUCUGAUAAGCACUGUAUUUUUAUAUAUACAUAUAUAUAGUGUAUACUGAUUUAUAAUUGACUAAAGAGUUUGAGACUUACCAUGUUGUUUGAUAUAAAGCAUUUUUGAUGCAUAAUAUUUUAGAAAUAAACCAGAUUUAAUGCCUCUUUUUAGAAA